AUGUUGGCUUCGUUCAUCCUGCUCUGGGUUUGUAUUUACUUCAUCGUCCUUCAGGUCAGAUGUCGCAGACCGCAGAACUUCCCUCCUGGACCCACUGCUCUGCCCAUGGUGGGGAACCUGCUGAACCUGAGCCUGGACAACCCCCUGAGGGACUUUGAGAGGCUGAGGAGGAUUUAUGGAGAUGUGUACAGUCUGUACAUCGGCCUGAGACCAGCUGUGAUCGUCAGUGGAGUCCAGGCCCUGAAAGAAGCCAUGGUAACCAAGGCAACGGACUUCGCAGGAAGACCUCAAGACCUGUUUGUGAAUGAAACAACUGAAGGAAAAGGAGUCAUACUGGUGGAUUAUGGUCCUGGUUGGAAGGAGCAUCGGCGCUUCGCCCUGAUGACACUGAGGAACUUUGGUCUGGGGAAGCAGUCCAUGGAGCAGAGGAUUCUGGGAGAGAUCCAGUACAUUAUAGCCACACUGGAAAAGAGCAUCGGUUCAACUCUGAAUCCUCAGCUGAUGUUUCAUAAUGCGUCGUCCAACAUCAUCUGUCAGGUUCUGUUUGGUACGCGCUUCAACUAUGAUGAUGAGUUCAUCAAAGUGAUCGUUCAAUGUUUCACUGAGAACGCCAAGUUGGCCAACGGACCCUGGGCCAUGCUGUAUGACUCCCUUCCCCUGAUCCGUGGUUUACCUCUGCCCUUCCAGAAGGCCUUUAAGAACGCUAAGAUCUGUCAAAGACUUUCCAUUAAUUUGGUCACUGAACAUAAGAGACCCGAGUUCCCUGGAAAACCACGAGACUUUAUCGACUGUUACCUGGAUGAACUGGAGAAGAGAGGAGACGACGGUUCUUCCUUUUCAGAGGAACAGCUGGUCAUGUAUGCUCUGGAUCUGCAUUUCGCUGGGACUGACACCACGUCCAACACCCUCCUCACCGGUUUCCUCUACCUGAUGACCCACCCUCAGAUACAAGAACGCUGCCAACAGGAGAUUGACCAGGUGUUGGAAGGGAAGGACCAGGCCAGCUUUGAAGACAGACACAACAUGCCUUAUACGCAGGCUGUCAUCCAUGAAGUGCAGAGGGUCGCCAACACCGUCCCACUCAGUGUUUUCCACUGCACCACCAAAGACACAGAGCUCAGAGGAUAUUCCAUCCCCAGGGGUACCAUGAUCAUCCCUAACCUGACCUCAGUGCUGAACGAGGAGGGGCAGUGGAAACACCCCCAUGAAUUCAACCCAGACAACUUCCUCAAUGACCAGGGAGACUUUGUCAAACCAGAGGCCUUCAUGCCUUUUUCUGCAGGUCCUCGUAUGUGUCUCGGGGAGGGUCUGGCUCGUAUGGAGCUCUUCCUCAUCACAGUGACUCUGCUGAGGACCUUUAAGUUCCUGUGGCCGGAGGACGCUGGAGAACCGGACUACACCCCAGUUUAUGGAGUCACCCUGACCCCCAGACCUUAUCGCAUGAAGAUCCAGCUCCGAGCCUCACAGUGAGACCACCUGCAGAUCCAGGAGACACUG
Molecule: messenger RNA, 1497 nt
Organism: Sphaeramia orbicularis (orbiculate cardinalfish)
Lineage: Eukaryota; Metazoa; Chordata; Actinopteri; Kurtiformes; Apogonidae
Product: cytochrome P450 2F2-like
Exons: 11
Coding region: 1-1470 (489 amino acids)
Biological process (GO): xenobiotic metabolic process
Cellular component (GO): intracellular membrane-bounded organelle; cytoplasm
Molecular function (GO): oxidoreductase activity, acting on paired donors, with incorporation or reduction of molecular oxygen, reduced flavin or flavoprotein as one donor, and incorporation of one atom of oxygen; heme binding; iron ion binding
Source: RefSeq, a predicted model, not a curated record